AAAUUCCAAGUUUGCUAGAAGAAAAAACAAAAAAAUAGAAUCUCAGAAUCUCUUAGAAUCGCAGGAAAAUGUCGGAAUUGGUUUCCUCGUCGCGGCACUGCUGCUUCCGACCCGUGACCCACUGCAUCUUCGAGCUGGACGGCCUCCUGCUCGACAGCGAGCGCCUGAACACGCGGGCGGUGCAGCAGAUCCUCGACCCCUUCGGCCACAUCUACGGCUUCGACCUGAAGCUGCGGUGCAUGGGCAAGCCCUCCCCGGAGUCGGCGGACAUGAUCAUCGACAGCUACGGCCUGCCCCUCAGCCGCACGCAGUUCCAGCGCCUCCACAGGCUCCACAGUCGGGACCACUUGGGGUCCGUGGGCCUGAUGCCCGGCGCGGAGCGCCUCCUGCGCCACCUGCACGCCUCCCACGUGCCCCUGGCCCUCGAGACGAGCGGCAGUCGAGAGUCGUACGACCUCAAGGUGCGUCCCCACGCCCAGCUCUUCGAGGUCUUCCAGCACGCGGUCGUCGGCGGCUCCGACUCGGAGGUGAAGCGGUGCAAGCCCUCUCCGGAUAUAUUCCUCACAGCCGCCGCUCGCUUCAAGGAUCCCCCGGAGCCGGAGAACUGCCUGGUGCUGGAGUCCUCGCUACUGGGCAUGGAGGCUGCCUUGGCCGCCGGCAUGCAGGUUGUGCUCGUGCCGGAUCCCCUGCUCUCCAUUCGACUCAGUGCUCCGGCCACACUGAGGCUCCGCUCGCUGGAGGCCUUCAGGCCGCAGUACUUUGGACUGCCCCCCUUCUGAAGAGACCUGCAGAGUGCCUCCUGCAGGAGAAUCCACCACAGCAGACGAUGCUUCCUUCAGAUCUCUCAAAGAAGAAAGAAAAGGGAGUGGGGUUAUGCUUCUGGCCAUUCAAAAUGUGUAGCGGAAGUAGGGAUGAAAGUUCCUAGAAAAUACAGUCAACGGACACAAGAGGAAAGCGGUGAGUGGCCCUCCAGGGGCCUCUUCGAUGGUCCACGUCCAGCCCCCACCAAAGCCGAGGGAGACAUCCUGGAUGUUGGCUGGCAGUGAGUUUGGGGCUCGCGGCGGCGACUGGCAACGGGCUGAUCGGCAGACGAUGCCUGUACUGAGAAGCUCUAGAAUACAUUUUGAAUCCACUGAAUUCUAGCACUCCUUUCAUAGGAGUUUGUUGGUGUCACUGCCGGAGAGCACAGCGGAGAGGCAUGCUCGUAAUCCUCGGAAUCCCCGGAAUCCAUUGUGGUUUUUUCCAAAGGAAUGUUGCCAGAGUCCAAUGUCAAAGGGCAAUCAUGGCGGGAACGCUUUUUUGAGCAGUGCCACAGAUCAUUUCUCGGAGAUCACAAAAUUAUUCGCAGUUUCCAAGCUUUGUGGUAUCGAUAGCUCUCGAUACUCGAGUAGAUAUCUAUUAAUGAAAUGAAAAUAAGAAUGUUUUGGGAUAGUUUAA
This is a messenger RNA of Drosophila persimilis, 1437 nucleotides long. Its product is annotated as probable pseudouridine-5'-phosphatase. The record is from RefSeq and is a predicted model, not a curated record. Lineage: Eukaryota; Metazoa; Arthropoda; Insecta; Diptera; Drosophilidae. The coding region runs from base 69 to 779 and encodes 236 amino acids. The transcript has 2 exons. Gene Ontology annotation, molecular function: phosphatase activity.